AUACGCGGGAUCCAGACCUACUAGUGCUUUAACAUUUUUAAGGCACUGCAGGUAAAAGUGAAUUUUCAAAUUGUGAAACGUCAAGAUAUUUAUAUUUCAUUUAUUAAUAUUAAUAAUACAACUUGCGCAGUUAGAAAAAGGUGGUUUAAAAGGUAUCAAAGAUAAAAAACUUUUGUUUGUCUUUCGUUUGGCCCCUAAAGACGAUUAAAAAUUCAAAUUAUACCAGCCAGCCCAAAACGCGUCAUGACGUCACCCGGUUAUAUGUUUACAUUCUGUACCAACAAAGUAAACAAAUUGUACCUAUAUAAUUUUAAAUUAGACAUUAUAAACAGUCAGUAUAAACAUUAGACAGUCAGUAGAAAAUACAGUUAUGUGACGUUACAAGUGUUUUUGAUCGUUUGAACUAUUCAUAGAAAACUUGUACUUUUACAAAAUGGUUUUAUUUUACAUAGUAAACCUUCUUUCAUUUCCUUCAAUAACUAUAUCAAACUUCAAUCUUAACAAACUGGUAUAUAUUAUUACAAUGACAUACGAUAAAUGUUAUUAGAAUAUAAAUAUUUUUCCUUUAUUCCGCGACAACGAGCUGGCCAAAUAUCCAAGUAGGUGGAGGCCAAUAAACUAAAGAAGAAGAAGAAUAUACCUAAAUAUAACCAUAAACGGAACCAUAUAGUUAAACUAUGAGACGUCACAGCUCGUUUGAAAUAUUUUAAAAUACAAAAGACUUUAAAUUUGUACUUCUAAGAUACCGUAAAAUGAGGUGGAUUUAUGACAGCCAGGUGAAUUUGUGACAGUACGUAGUACCCCCACUAAAUCCGAUGUAGAGUCCAUACUUACCGACUGAACGCGCCGCAGUUGUUUUCAUUGGCCUUGUAUAAGUAUUGUGUGUGUUGAUUAUUGGCCAUAUUAAAGUUUUUAAAACAAGUAGCUAGAUCGUGUGUGUAAUUAAAAUAAAAGUAAGUAUUUUAGAAUUUUUACUUUGUUGGUGUACUUUCAUUUGUAGAGCUCCAACUGUUUCAUGUAGCCAGAAUUUAUAAUAUGUACAAAGUACGUUAUAGUUUAGGUUAUGUUGUCAUGCAUACACUGUUUAAAAAUUUCAACUAAUUAACCAGUGUCGUCACCUUAAAUAAAAGUUCGACAAAACAUGAGAUGACUUUGUGACACAAUUUAUAACAGAUUUGACAAAUAUGAGGUGAGGUUGUGACAUUGUUUUUUUACAUUUUAUUAUUAUCUUUUAGGUAAGUAGCAAUGCCCCGAAAAUACCAGAGGCUACCGGGAACUCGUCAAUACAAAAAUUAUUCUGACGCGACGUUGCAAGAAGCUCUUCACAGUAUACGAGCGAAAACACUUAGCAUACGGGAUGCCGCGGAAAGAUAAGGAAUUCACCGCAAUACGCUGUUUCACAAACUCCAUAACCGACAUAGCCGUCCUUCUGGUGGACAAACAGCUCUAGAAAAGGAAGAAGAGGAGUCAAUUAUUGCACACGUAAUUGCUAUAUCAACUUUUGGUUUCCCCGUGACAGCCCAUGAUCUGCGAUGUAUUGUGAAGACAUACCUAGAUAAGAGGGGCAAGAAUGUAAAAUGUUUCAAAGAUAAUUUUCCAGGAAAAGAAUGGGUGACAUCAUUUCUGUCUAGACAUAAGAAUAUAUUGGUUAAUCGAGUUGCUACAAACAUAAGCGUUUCAAGGGCUGCAGUAAACCGUGAAACUAUAAAUAGUUUUUUCGAUAAUCUCGAAAGAGUUAAAGAAUGUCCCUCCAUCAAAUCUCUGGAAUUAUGAUGAGACGAAUCUUUCUGACGAUCCUGGUGCAUCUAAAGUUAUUAUACGACGAGGCACAAAGUAUCCUGAGCAAAUACGCAACUCAACAAAGGCGUGCACUUCAUUAAUGCUGGCUGGAAAUGCAGCUGGAAAAGUUGCACCAGUUUAUGUUGUAUACAAGUCUGAAAAACUGUGGCAAACUUGGAUGGAGAAUGGACCUGAAAAUGCUAGGUACAGCAGAAGCAGAUCCGGCUGGUUUGAUUACCAAUGCUUCGAAGAUUGGUUUGUUAACCUGAUGGUGCCAAUACUUAAAAGACAAGAAGGCAAAAAAGUCCUGCUAGGUGACAAUUUGAGUUCACAUUUGAAUAUCGAAGCGAUUAGACAGUGUGAAAACAACAAUAUAUCCUUUAUAGCAUUGCCUCCACAUGCAACAUACCUUUUGCAACCAUUAGACGUUGCUUUCUUUCGGCCAAUGAAAGGUAGGUGGAGAGCAAUUCUACAUGAAUGGAAAGACAGUAUGAUUGGUAGCAGAUGUGGAACAAUACCAAAAGACCAAUUUCCAGCUUUGUUAAAGAAAUUGAUGGUCUCCAUGAAUGACAGGGGAGCUGUGGGAGAAGAAGAUGCCACCACUGUGGUAGAGAAAGAUGCCGCCGCUGUGGAAGAAGAAGAGGCCACCACUGUAGGAGAGAAAGAUGCCACCGCUGUGGCAAAGGAAGAAGUAGAUAAGCCAAAUAUAGCGGACUACGUCAUUAUCCAAUACGAGGGGUCUAUGUUUCCAGGAGUGGUCACUGGAGUGGAAAAGCAAGGUGUGAAUGUCAGCUCCAUGGAGAAAUGUGGAAGAUUUUGGAAGUGGCCAGACCGGGAAGACCAGCUUAUGUACGAAUUUGCUGAUGUUAUACAAACCAAAAUAAAUGCACCCGUCCAAAUUUCUCGAAGAGCAAUUUUUCAAGUGCCUGAAAUGGACAUUUAUGUGAAUAAAUAGAAUUAUUACCGAUUCAAAAUGAUUUAUUUUACUUCUAUUUUUAAAAUUUGUGUAUAAUAACAUUUGUUUUUAUUAUUAAUAAAGCUUUCU
Messenger RNA from Diabrotica virgifera virgifera (western corn rootworm), 2824 nucleotides. RefSeq lists its product as uncharacterized. The record is from RefSeq and is a predicted model, not a curated record. Gene Ontology annotation, cellular component: nucleus. NCBI's taxonomy places the organism in Eukaryota, Metazoa, Arthropoda, Insecta, Coleoptera, Chrysomelidae. The transcript is spliced from 2 exons. Bases 1880 to 2734 code for a protein of 284 amino acids. Gene Ontology annotation, molecular function: DNA binding.